GAAAAAUGUAGUUUGUGAAAAAAUAUCUCUAAGUUUUAAAAAAGUUCAAAAGACGUUACCAACAUGAACAAGACUUCACAAAGAACUGGACAAACAUUAAAGUUUGUGAGUUUAGUUACUCUCACAGUUCAAAAUGCUAUGGUUGGCCUUAGCAUGCGAUAUUCACGUACCAGAGCAGGGGACAUGUUUCUUUCUUCCACUGAUAACUAUGUCAUCUUUUUUUUUAGCUGUUGUGAUGGCUGAAGUAGUCAAAUUGAUUACUUGUCUUAUAUUAGUAUAUGUCGAAGAAGGAAACUUUGAAAAAUUUUAUAAAGCAUUACAUAUGACAAUCGUAAAACAACCUAUUGACACUUUGAAAGUUUGUGUGCCAUCCCUUCUGUACAUUAUUCAAAAUAAUUUACUUUAUGUUUCUGCAUCUAAUUUAGAUGCAGCUACGCAUCAGGUCACGUAUCAGUUGAAAAUUUUGACGACAGCUUUCUUCGCAGUGACGAUAUUACGUAGAUCUUUACAUACUACCCAAUGGGGUGCUCUUGUACUCUUGGUUAUUGGAGUAGUUCUGGUACAAUUGGCACAAACUGUAAAAGCACAGUUACCUUCGGGUAUUGAACAAAACCACUGGUUGGGUUUUUCUGCUGCUUUAAGCGCGUGUUUUCUCUCUGGCUUUGCCGGAAUUUAUUUCGAGAAGAUUCUCAAGGGUUCCGAUAUUUCCGUGUGGAUGCGAAACGUACAAUUGAGUGUGUUAUCUAUACCGUUCGGCCUAAGCACAUGUUUUUUACAAGACAGUAGUAUUAUACGCAAGCAAGGUUUCUUUUUUGGUUAUGAUUUAUUCAUUUGCUACCUAGUGAUCUUGCAAGCGGGUGGUGGAUUGAUUGUAGCUAUGGUAGUCAAAUACGCCGAUAACAUAUUGAAAGGAUUCGCUACGUCUUUAGCUAUCAUAAUUUCUUGUAUAGCUUCCGUUUAUCUAUUCGACUUUCACUUGUCGUUCCAAUUUACUUUGGGUGCAUUUCUUGUCAUCUGUUCGAUUUUCCUUUAUAGCCACCAACCGAAAACUGCAUCCCUCGAUAAACAUACAUCUGCUGAGAAAGUCUGAUAAUAGUGAAAAUAUAAAUUUUUAACGAGGUACUCAACUUAAGUCUUAAAUUCUUAUUAAUAGUUAAAUUGAUGAUACAUGGACUUUAAAAUACUUAUCUACUUAAAGGUAGAAAUAAUUUAAAUGCAGUAAUUAAAAUAAUUGAUGCAUUUAAAUAGAACAAAAAAGGUUAUAUUUAUAGAGACUUAGAAAAUGCUAUUUUUGAAAAAAAAAAUGGUGCAAUCAAUCAUAAGCUUUUUGUUUUAAAAAAGAAUGAGAUAAUUAUCACGUUGUAUAUAUAUAUAUAUAUAUAUGAAAGUCACGUGCAAUCACGUUUUAUAUCCGAUUUUCAUUCUGAAUUAUGAUAGUCAAGAUGAAAAAGUUAAGAAUGGCAAACAAAACAGAAAAAAGAUAUUAAAAUGAAAUUAUUUACCUAUGUGUUAUGAACAUAAUAACAUUAUAUAUACUCAUUUAUUUUUAUAUAGCUUCCAGUUCAAUUGAAAUGUAUUGCUAUAGGCCAGUAAGUUAUAUUCACACUGUGUACUUAAUUUAAAUAGACUUUAAUAAAUACAAUUUUUACGAAAA
Messenger RNA from Atta colombica, 1654 nucleotides. RefSeq names its product UDP-galactose translocator (gene Ugalt). Gene Ontology annotation, molecular function: UDP-galactose transmembrane transporter activity. Gene Ontology annotation, cellular component: Golgi membrane. The transcript has 4 exons. NCBI's taxonomy places the organism in Eukaryota, Metazoa, Arthropoda, Insecta, Hymenoptera, Formicidae. The coding region runs from base 134 to 1090 and encodes 318 amino acids. Gene Ontology annotation, biological process: pyrimidine nucleotide-sugar transmembrane transport. The record is from RefSeq and is a predicted model, not a curated record.